AUGAACUUAGCCCUCAAGCUCCAUGUCACAAAGGUUCACAAAUUUGCCACAGAGCAGAUAAUAAAAGUCUGCUCAGAUCAAGGGCUCUCUCGAUACGAUCCUCCUAGAAUUUUGAAAGUGCGCAGCAUUCGAUUCUCGUCUUUCUCCUCAGGAAUCAUGCAUCUCUUCAAGGCCGGCCUACCCGUCCUUGCUGUAUGUUCAGUCAUCCAAGCCAUCCCUGUCAACACUGGCGAAGGACGCGAUACGGCCUUACACCGCCACGAUGGUCUCAAAGCUUCAGACACACGUCAGGAAAACAGAAGUGCGGGCGGUUUCGUGCCUCCUCAUAUCCUCAGGAAUAUCACCCGCAGUCCUUUCGCCACAGACGAUGAGCGGCGCACUGCAAAUCGGACCUUGGUGAUUGAUGGGGAGCGAUGGGGGCCGCAGCAGCCGACAGAUUAA
This is a messenger RNA of Colletotrichum paranaense, 441 nucleotides long. RefSeq lists its product as uncharacterized. The record is from RefSeq and is a predicted model, not a curated record. NCBI's taxonomy places the organism in Eukaryota, Fungi, Ascomycota, Sordariomycetes, Glomerellales, Glomerellaceae. The transcript is spliced from 2 exons. The coding region runs from base 1 to 441 and encodes 146 amino acids.